AUGGAUGUUGAGGAAAUGUGGGCUGUGUUCACAACGACACUUCGUAACUUCACAAAAGAAUGCUCGUUUAAAAGGAAUAUUGUUCACAUACUAGCGAAGCCCUGGAUCGACCAAAAUAUCCUUAGGCUAAUACGUCACAAGAAGUCCAUAUGGCAACGUUAUCUACGCCGUAAACAAAUAAGAGACUACGAAGACCAUCGAAGUGUCUCCAACUUACUCUCUUCAGUAAUUGCCAAUGCCAAAAAGAACUACGAAUCCAAGCUUAUACACUCAAAGAACAAUAAAAAAUUCUUUAAAUACGUGAGAUCAGCCCUUAACUCUAAAGUCGACAUACCGUUGGUUCUUAAUUCUAACAACACUCCUUGCUCCGGCCCCGAAGAGACAGCGGACGUGAUGGCUGAUACCUUUGCUGCCUCUUUCACAAAAGGGACCCACCAACUUCCACCAUUGAACGUUGACAGGAAUUUUCUGGAAAUAACCGAGUCUACUUUCAGCCCUGCAGUCGUUGAAGCCCACCGUUCAGCUCUCAUUGUUAACUCUUCUCCUGGUGCCGAUGGUAUUUCUGCUACAGUACUUAAGGAGUGUGCCCAACCUCUUUCCUAUCCUCUUUCUAUAAUAUACGCACGUUCUCUAGAAACAUCUAGUCUACCCUCUGCCUGGCGAAAUGCACUUGUAACUCCAAUUUACAAAAAAGGAGAUAAAUAUAACGCAGAAAAUUAUCGUCCAAUUAGUUUGGUACCGGUUGUGGCGAAGGUAUGUGAGAAAAUUAUACAGAAUAGUGUCCUCCAGUUUGCACUUAGCAGCAACCUUAUUCCCGAAUGUCAACACGGCUUCCUUCCUGGCAGAUCAGUCAUUACUCCUGCUUGA
This is a messenger RNA of Coccinella septempunctata (seven-spotted ladybird), 867 nucleotides long. RefSeq lists its product as uncharacterized. The record is from RefSeq and is a predicted model, not a curated record. Bases 1 to 867 code for a protein of 288 amino acids. The transcript has a single exon. NCBI's taxonomy places the organism in Eukaryota, Metazoa, Arthropoda, Insecta, Coleoptera, Coccinellidae.